UCUGGCAACUAUGGCUGAGUGUAAUUUAUGGGAAAAAGCAAAAAUUAUGUUUUUGUAAAAAACAAGAAAUUUUGCCUUAUUUUAGUGGAAAAAAUAAAUUAACUUAAAGCAAAGAAAUAAUAAAAAUUGAUCACAUUAAGGGGAGCAUUAAAUGAUACAGUGAUUACAUAUAUAGAAAAUAAUACUUAAACAAAAUCUAAAAUAAAUAUUAAGGCGUAACUUUUCAGUGUCAAAUUGAAUUAAAAAAUGUAAUUUAACUAAUUUACAAUAAGAAUAAUAAUAAAAAUCUAAUUGGAAACACAAAAGCAAUAUCAACACAAAUUAAAUCGAACACGAAAUAAGAAAAUAAAAUAUGUUGCAUAUAAAAUGCAAAACGAUAAAUAAAAUAAGAACAAACUGAGGAUCUUUCCAAUAAUGCAAAAGUCAAUUUGUAAGAUUCAGAUGUUUCAGCGUCUAUGGAAACAUACUGCCGCUUAUCAAAACUACAAUACUAAUAAACAUUUCACAAAAACUAGUAGAACGUUGCACUAUUACUCACACUUUAGCAGAAGCCUAGAAAUUUGAUUUGAAAAUUAGUGCUAGAAAAGAGGAAACUGAUUUAGCUGAAAGUAAAACUUAAACAUAUUGUUAAUUGUGAUAACCCGUAGAAAACAGGUCAACUCAAAAAUAAUAUAACAAAAACAACAAUAAUAAUCAAGACAGCAUCAACAUUCUACGUCAACUUUUAAAAGCUCCUACACUCAGUCUUAUAGCUGUUACAUCUCUCACCUCGUCCCCGUCCUCCUCGUCAUCACCCCUAACCGCCAAACUGUUGUCACUAUUUUUCUCUUCUGCCUCCACUUCAGGCCAAUCGCAUACAUUUGCCUCUUUUGUAAUGUCGUCCGAUGAUAGCGAAGAGCUGGACACCAUCGCCGAUGUUAUGGGUCUACGUUCACAAAGUAGACUGGACAAUUUUAGGGAAAUGUGGUAUCACAUAUUUCUGUGGGCCUUGUUUUCCUCGAUAUUCAUACACACCUGUGCCGCACUGGUAGCAUUUGUAACGCUACGCAAGCAUAAAUUUGGACGUUUCUUUUCUAUAUUGAUCUUAGUUAUGGGGUUCUUGUCUCCGGCUCUAAGCGGUAUUAUUAGUAGUGCAGUUAUUGCUUUUGUACAUCGUGCCUCUAGUUUACCCAUGUCUCCAAUAUAUGCCAUGGUUUGGGGUGUAGGACAAACCAUAGUAUCGGCGUGUUUGGGCUUCACACGCAUUCUGGCCACAUUGUAAAGUUGUAUACACACACCUACUCAAUUUUUUAAAUGACUGUGUAAAUGCUAAAGAUAUUUUUAAAAUUAAUUCUUUCGUUAAUUUUUUUAUUAUUUCAAAUGUUAUUUCGUAGUAUUCAUUGUAAAUUAUAAAUUUAUUCUUAAAUUUUCUUAUAUACUAUACUGUAUGUAUAAAAAAUAUUUCUAUUAUUUAAGUAGUAUGUAAACAUUAGCUUAAUAAUUUGCAUCUAAUUAUC
This is a messenger RNA of Lucilia sericata (common green bottle fly), 1496 nucleotides long. Its product is annotated as transmembrane protein 170B. NCBI's taxonomy places the organism in Eukaryota, Metazoa, Arthropoda, Insecta, Diptera, Calliphoridae. The transcript is spliced from 2 exons. The record is from RefSeq and is a predicted model, not a curated record. Bases 875 to 1261 code for a protein of 128 amino acids.